Molecule: messenger RNA, 4975 nt
Organism: Acipenser ruthenus (sterlet)
Lineage: Eukaryota; Metazoa; Chordata; Actinopteri; Acipenseriformes; Acipenseridae
Product: C-Maf-inducing protein
Exons: 21
Coding region: 565-2928 (787 amino acids)
Cellular component (GO): nucleoplasm; cytosol
Source: RefSeq, a predicted model, not a curated record
UUCAACAAUGCAGACGGAGAUGAGGCUCUGUAAGCGGCUCUCUUAUCUGUUUUUAUUAACGCUCCUCUCCAUAAGAUAGACACGCAGUGCAUCCGCUCUGCUCCCAAUUGACGUCAUCCUGACAUCACGUGACCGAGCCGAAACCAACCAGAGACGUUUGUUGCUUCUGCAAUCUUUCACCAACUGCCUUGUUCUACCACCAAGAAAAAGAAAGAAACAAACAAAAAAACCUUCCGAUCAGGCAUUAAGAGGAAACACGAACCCAGUCUUUGUCUUUUUUAAAUUUGUUUUUACGUCGUAUUAUGGAUAUUAUUAUGGCCUUUGAAAAGUAAAUAUUGGUGGACCCAAAAAUCACCGGGAGGUGAACGAUUUAUGGGGAUCUAUUGAGAGUGGACUCGGAUUGUCCUUUUUCCUCCUCCUCUGGUUUCCUCGGUUUCUCCGUGUCCACUCUCUCUGUCUCUUUCCCCUAACCCCAUUGUUACUACUCGUACGGAAUUCUUAUUUUUAAUUUUUUUUUUGAGGCUGGAUUAAUAUCACACGACAAAGAACCCGCUGCUUGCUGUUAUGGAUUUCAAUAGCAGCUCGGGUGGAGGCAGCGAUCUCCACAAUAACCAGCACCAGCUCCAGACAGACGAAAGCAAGCCCUUGCUGGGUGAGGUGUCUGCUUCUGGACCACCGGACGGGAAUAAAAUGGGAGCAAGUCUGUAUCGGAGAGCCUUGCUCCACUGCAACGGGAUGAGGUAUAAACUACUUCAAGAAGGGGACAUACAGGUUUGUGUCAUCCGACACCCGAGGACCUUUCUCAGCAAGGUCCUCAGUUCCAAAUAUUUGAGGAGAUGGGAAGCUCACCACUUGACCCUGACGGAUAAGAGUCUGGCAUCUGCUACUCCGAUUGGUUACAUGGAAAACGCCAUCUCUUACAGCGCCAUAGAGGACGUUCAGCUACUGUCCUGGGAAAACGCACCCAAAUACUGUUUACAGCUAACUAUCCCGGGAGGGACUGUACUGCUGCAGGCUGCCAACAGUUAUCUCCGUGAUCAAUGGUUUCACUCACUGCAGUGGAAGAAAAAGAUCUACAAGUACAGGAAGGUUCUGAGUAACCCGAGUCGCUGGGAGGUGGUUCUGAAGGAGAUCCGAACCCUGGUGGACAUGGCGCUCUCCUCUCCUCUGCAGGACGACUCUAUCCACCAGGCCCCCCUGGAGAUCAUCUCCAAACUGCUGUCAGAGAAUACAAAUCUAAGUACACUGGAACAUGAAAACAUUAUAGAGGCAAUCGCACCCUUGCUGGAAAACAACCACCCACCUCCAGACCUCUGUGAAUUCUUCUGCAAGCACUGCAGGGAACGCCCCAGGUCUAUGGUGGUGAUAGAAGUGUUCACACCUGUGGUACAGAGAAUCCUCAAACACAAUAUGGAUUUUGGGAAAUGCCCUCGGUUGCGGCUCUUUACUCAGGAAUACAUACUGGCACUGAACGAGUUAAACGGUGGAAUGGAGGUGGUGAAAAAGUUCAUUCAGAGCAUGCACGGGCCAACUGGACAAUGUCCUCAUCCCAGGGUCCUGCCAAACCUUGUGGCUGUCUGCUUAGCUGCCAUUUAUUCCUGCUACGAAGAAUUUAUCAACAGCCGAGACAACUCUCCCAGUCUCAAAGAGAUUCGGAACGGGUGCCAACAGCAGUGCGAGCGCAAACCCAACCUGCCACUGCGCCUCAUGAGGACCAGCCCUGCCCUGGGCUCCCAGGAGGUCACCUCGCCCGUGGAGACCCGCAUCAAGAUCGUCAACUCCAGCGAGAUCCACGUGGACCUGGAGCGCAACAACGUAGCCAAUCAGAAGCUGAAGGGGCCGGUGGGGGGCAGCGAGAGCGAGCCCAGCCUGAUUGACUGCCUGCUGGUGAGCCCGGCCUGCAGCACCAUGAGCAUCGAGCUGAGCCCCCAGGCUGACCGCGUGCUCGUCUGCUACGUCGAGAUCCUCAAGAUGCUGUCAGACUAUGAUGACUGGAGACCAGCCUUGGCCAGCCUUCUGCAGCCUAUUCCCUUUCCUAAAGAGGCUCUCGCACAUGAAAAAUUCACAAAGGAGUUAAAGUAUGUCAUUAAGAGGUUUGCUGAGGAUCCCAGACAGGAGGUCCACUCGUGCUUGCUGAGUGUCCGUGCUGGCAAAGAUGGCUGGUUCCAGCUCUACAGCCCCGGAGGAGUGGCGUGUGAUGAUGAUGGGGAGCUCUUUGCCAGUAUGGUACGUGUCUGCAAUAAUGUUCACAUUUUGAUGGGUUCCUGCUACAAGACAAAGAAGUUCCUGCUUUCGUUGGCUGAGAACAAGCUGGGACCCUGCAUGCUGCUGGCAUUGAGGGGCAGCCAGACCAUGGUGGAGAUCCUGUGCUUGAUGCUGGAAUAUAACAUCAUUGAAAACAAUGACACACAGCUGCAGAUCAUCUCCACGCUGGAGAGCACAGAGGUGGGGAAGAGGAUGUACGAGCAGCUGUGCGACCGCCAGAGAGAACUCAAGGAGCUGCAAAGAAAGGGUGGUCCCACAAGGCUUACUCUACCAUCCAAGUCAACAGACGCGGACCUGGCUCGCCUGCUGAGCUCAGGCUCCUUCGGUAACCUGGAGAACCUCAGCCUGGCCUUCACCAACGUCACCAGUGCCUGUGCGGAGCAGCUUAUCAAGCUGCCCUCACUCAAACAGCUCAACCUGUGGUCAACCCAGUUUGGAGAUGCUGGAUUGAGGCUCCUCUCUGAGCACCUUACUACUCUGCAAGUUCUCAAUCUGUGUGAGACCCCAGUUACUGAUGCUGGACUUCAUGCGCUAAGCUCUAUGAAAAGCUUGUGUAGCCUCAACAUGAACAGUACUAAACUGUCUGCUGACACAUACGAAGAUCUGAAGGCCAAGUUGCCUAACCUCAAGGAAGUGGAUGUUCGUUAUACUGAAGCCUGGUGAACUUUCUGUAGAGACGAUGAAAGAAAAACAAAUCUCUAAAACAAAACCUCUUUUUAGUGAGAUCUGUUCAGCUCAUCUUUUUUGUAGAGCAGGAAGUUUGGGUACUGUGAAAGAAGCUCUCUUUGCCCAGCGUCCCCCUCAUUCCAUGACCCACGUUGUGACUGCCGGCCUAGCUCGGCACCCAUAGGCUUUGCCAUUUGAAAUAGUGAAAGACUUUUUAGCGGUUAGCGGACCACGCGACGAAAAGGAAAAAACAACUGAACUGUACAUUUUGAUUGCCUUUGUGUUUUAAUGAUGCUGUAUGUAUGAAAUUUUUGCCGACUUGAAACAGACUAUUAUUUUUUUCUUCAAAUGACUCUGCUUUCUUCUUUUGCUUUAUUGAAACAAAGACAAAUCUGUACAGAAUGCUAUUGGAGAGAAAAAGACCAUCCAAUGACCCCAAAUGCUAGCCUCUGUAUUUUUUUUUUUUUUUUUAAUUGCUUUGUUUGUUUUUGUACAUAACAUUAUACAUAACUCACAUAUUUAAGAUAAUUGUUCACAAUGAUCAGGUCUGGGACCUGAAUUUUAUUUAUAAAUGGUUUAAUUCUUUUAAUUCCCUUUGUGUUUGUUUGUUUGUUUGUUUUUUUGUUGGCUAUAUAGUACUGUAAAAACUAGCUUGCAGGUAUCCUAUCUAGCUAAUUUGUUUACUCUAUUGAAACAUAUGCCCACAACAACUGCUACAUGUAUUUUUUUUAGUUAUGAUUUUAUAUAUAUAUAUAUAUAUAUAUAUAUAUAUAUAUAUAUAUAUAUAUAUUAUUAUUAUUAUUAUGCCAUUUGUUUGUUUGGUUGGUUGUUUUAUUUUAUUUUUUAUGUUAUCCCUGUGCCAGACUAGAGAAAUUGGAAAUAAAUAAAUAAAUAAAUAACAAACCAAAAAAAACCCUUGUGUACAAAAAAAAUAAAUGAAUAAAAGGGUCUCUUAAAAGGAGCCCAAACAAAGGGUGUUUUUAAUAAUUUCACAAAGACCAACGUUGCUUUUGUUUUAUAUUAUUGUUGUUGUUGUUGCUAUUAUUAUUAUUAUUAUUAUUAUUAUUAUUAUUAUUAUUAUUGGUAAUGUUUUCAGUUGUACACAUACAUUCACUUUAAAAAAAAAAUUCAGAUCCAUUUUUAAAGUGCACUGCUGUUUUGUUUUUCUUUGUGCAGAGCUUUUUUUGCAUGCUAAAGCAUAUGUUUUUUUGUUUUUUGUUUUUUUGUUUUUUUUUUAAGAAUGGAAAAAGGGGACAAUAUAUUUCAGGUAAGUGUAAAGCAAACUGAAACCUGGUAGCACCAUAGACAAGUGUCAACUGUCCCAUUUUGUCAGGAUUUUAUACAAAUGCUACUAAAAGUAAAAAAAAAUAAAAAUAAAAUAAACAUUUCAAACCUUUUUCCAUUUGAGCCAGCGAUGUACAGAUAAUCUUUCAUUUUAAUUUAAUUAUUAUUUUAGCAUGGCUUUCAGUGCUACGUUAUCCCUGAAAAAUGGAGAACUGAACCUACCACAUCCUUUUUUUUUUUUGUUUGCGGUAUUUACUGUAUAAACUGUAAAGAAACAUACACACAUCUGACAGUACGCUACCCACAGGUAGAGGUCUGUUUUAUGAGGUGGUGACAUGCUGGGGAUUAAGUUAAGCGUGACUCUUAGCUGCUGCCCUGUAAUUGCCAAAUCUCUAGCGUGUGCAGGUUUCUGUUUUAUAAUAUAUUGUUUCUGUUUAAACUGUGCAACAGUAACAGAAGCAGUGUGCAAAUAUUGAUGUAUAGGAAAUUAUUUCCUAAAGGAGGGCCAUCUCCUGUUGUUAAAUCUCAUGUCUUGUUGCUAGGUAGAUUACGCAAUCCCCUCUCCACGCACACACGACUAAUUUUAUUUGUGUGUUUUUUUUUUUUAAUUUUUUUUAUUUAAUUGGUUAAGUCUUAAUUUGGUUAGAGUGCCAGGUUUUCUCUGCAUCAAGACUUGAGCUGCAUGACAGUGGAGUAGUGUAUAAAACAAAAUCGAAUUGAAAAAAAAAAAAAAAGUAAUUGCUGCCAUUGUUUUUCUCUU